UUAGGCGUUAUCAGUAGUAUCAGGACGAACAGACAAUUCAGUGGGCGUUAUCGGGCGCCCCCUUUUCACAAUGUGUAGUUCAGAACAAUCGUCCUCCACAUAAACAAGCUUUUAAAAUUACAAUUUAAACUUUUUUUUAAUAUUUAUUUUUUAACAUUAAACUCUUGAUACGUCAGUGUGACAUAUGUUCUGCAAUGAAAACAAUUACUAUAACUGAGCCUAUUAAUUUAAGAGUAGUUAAGUUUGAACUCGAAUUUUCAUCGCUAUACGACUAUAAACCUAAACAUCGCAAGAAAAGCAAAGCAAUCAAUGUCCCGCAUAUAAACUGUGAAAAGAAACAAAACGAGAUACCAAAUCCACCAGAAAUACAAUGUAAACAAAAGAAGCAAAACGUAAAAGAAUUGGUAGAAGAACUUUUAAAUGAUAUUUAUGCUGAUCAUCGAGAUUGGACAACCAUUAGCGGUCACGGAUCGACUGCUGCAUCUUUUACUUCCUCGCAAUCAAACUGUGGAGAACAAUCAGAUUUCAUCGAGAUCAGCUAUUUGGAAUCUUUGGAUAUCAAUGAACUCAAAGACCAAGUUCUGGAAUGGAAAAGGUGUCUGCAAGUAGCUGGGGAACGUUUAGCCAAAUGUUUACGGUUACGUGAUCGUCUGCACCGUCAACAGAAAAAGCUAUGUGCAGCAUUCACAGUAAUUCUACGUCAUUUAACUGGCGAUGCAAACAUACGAUUUGGGGUUACGCCAGGCAGCGAAGCCCCCGGCGAGGGUGGUUUUACGGAGUGGCUACACGCUAUGCGUCUAGUUGCUCGCCUACCUGCUGGAGUACCACAGCACUUCCGCAGAAAGCUAUGGUUGACGCUAGCAGAGCGCCACUUGACCGCGCGCGGGGUAGACUGGCCGGCCGCGGAGCGCGCGUGUUUUCGAGGCACCGCCCAGCCCGAUGAUACUGAACUGAGUGCUCAAAUCCUUAAGGAUCUGCACAGAACAGGCUGUUCCCUUUUUUGUGGAGUGGAAGGUCGCGAGAAUCAAGCAAUGCUUAGAAGAGUUUUGUUAGCUUACGCCAGGUGGAAUAAGGAUGUUGGUUAUUGUCAAGGUUUUAAUAUGUUAGCAGCUAUUAUUUUGGAAGUUAUGGAUAAAUCGGAAUCAGAUUCUUUAAAGGUAAUGAUUUAUUUAGUAGAGGCAGUUCUACCUGAAGGCUACUUUGCAGAUGAUCUUCGAGGUUUAUCAGCUGAUAUGGCGGCUUUCAGAGAUCUUUUGAGAUUAAGACUACCGAGAUUGGCACAACAUAUGGAUCACUUGCAAAGAAUAUCUGACGGUGGUGGUGUAGAGCCUCCUUUGCCAGAUGUAUUCACUAUGCAAUGGUUUCUUACAUUAUACGCCACAUGGCUACCUCGUGAGUCGUUGUUGAGAAUUUGGGACUUAAUCUUACUUGAUGGCAAUGAAGUUUUGUUACUGACUGCUUUGGCAAUUUGGGAUAUGCUUCAGGACCGGAUUCUAUCAGCGCGGUCUGCAGACGAGUUCUACAGCUGUAUGGGUGGCGGUGUGGGAGCUGUAUGGGAAGCUGGAGAAUCUUUGGUAGUGCGGGUCGUUGCGUUUAACUCUGUCCCAGAGUUGCCAAGAUUACGCAGUCUACAUAGAUACAGAGUAACACCGCCAGCACCUCCAAAUGCACCCCCAGUAUUUCACCCCCCUUUGCAAUCAGCAAUGCAGUCUAUGACUAAGCGAGGUUUAAGACUUUUCUAUUCAGAAGACGAAGGAGAGUCUAGUGACGAAGGAAAUAAAAUGGCUUUAGCAACGGUGGCUACAAGACGAGAACAGAGACCUGGUGCUGGUGAUAGGUUAUCUCUCGAUAUUGGAGCCUUAAAACGACAAUAUGCUCGACUUCGUGAGAGGCAGCGACAGGCUCAUGUCAUUUUAGCGGCGGCCUGCGCGCGUCACGCAGCUGUUGGUGUCCCGACUUCGCCAACAUCCCUUACAGUCAACAACCUUCUCCUGGGAAAAAGUGCUAUUGUGAGUUCAAGAGGACGAAGACUUGGACCUCCUCCGGGUGCAGUACCACCAUCUCGUCAAACUACAAAUUCUAAUGAAAAAUUCGAACGGUACAGUAGCAGAUCUUCAAAUGAUACUAUAAGUUGGGAAGAAGAAAAAACUCGCAAAACACUCAAUAGGAGAAAUUCUGUAAAAUGGAAAGAUAUAAAAAAAGAUACGGCCUUAGAAUUUGCUAGAAAACCAUCUAUUGAUUUAGAUGAAUCUGGAGAUGGAAUUAUUGUCUCUGAAAUAGAAGCAAAUCAAAUGAUUGCAUCGAUGAGAUCACGAAGUUCUAGUGAAACAUCGUCAUAUUCUUCGCGGUCUGAAUCUAGUACAGACACAAGUCUUUGUGAUGAAAAUGAAAAAGCUAGUGAUUCUGAAGCCGAUUUACCCAAUGAUGAUAAAGAAAAUAAUAUAAAUAGCACGAAAAACAAAAUAAAUUUACCCACAAACUCCCCCCCUUUGUACAUAGAAAAGCAAAAUAAUGUAUUGCCUUCUUCUAAAGACACGUCAAUGCUACCAUCGCCUACUUCAAACCAAAAAUCUAAUUCAGACGAUAAAAGUGUAAAGAAUAUAACAGAUUAUCUUGGCUCCGCUGCCGGGGAGCCAUUACGCGUUUAUAUAGAUGGGUUUGAAAUGAAAUUAAAAGACACUCAAAUGGUUAACAAUGACAGCAAAUCCUAUACAGUUGUUAGUCCACUUAAACCCGUUCAUUCACCACAGAUAGACGUUGAAAGCAAUAAUUCAUUUAAACACUUACAAUAUGAGCAUAGGAAUAAUAAAAAAAAUACAAAUUUAUUAAAAUCCAAAAAUAAAAUACACCUAAGUCCCAUCGACUUGUCCCCUCAUAAUUGUGUAAGAAAAUUUCAUGCACCUACAAAAAAUCACAAUAAAUUAGAAACAGUAUCCUUAAAUAAACGUGAUGAUGUUUCAUAUACAUCUCCAGAUAUAAUCGAUACUUUUGCAAGCUACCCGAAUUUCGUACCCGAUAUUGACUUGUCUGAUAAAUAUAUGUCAGACCCAGAAAGUCCCUUGAGAAGCCCUGAAUCCGAAAGCCUCAUUGUCAGUGAAGAUGAACCUCCUAUUCCAUUAAAAGUAGAUAAAUAUUUUGAACAUAGCCCUGAAUUUUUCGGAGCACGAUUAACUGAUCCUCACAGUUCAAACAUACCGAGUAGACGAGCUACAAAAAGAAAUUCACGUUUACCUAAAAAAACAGACUCUUUAACUCAUAACAGUGGAAAAAAUGUUAAAAACGAUGCAGAGAGAGCUUCAUCUCUGCCACAACCUCAUACUUUUGUAUGUAAAAAGUCUGUAAGUCCAGAAGUAAAGGAAGAGAAAAAAGAAGGCCAUAAAUUAAGGAAAAAGUCAUUUCAACACACUGAACACGUAGAAAAAGAUUUUCAAAAACCUAUUAUUGAAGAUAUUGUAAUAGAUAAAGUAAAUGAAAGCCCUCCAUGUGUCAAAGAGUAUGUACUAAAAUCAGGCCGAAAAAAUAGCGAAAGAGCUUUACAAAUUAUACAAGAAAAUUCACAAAUAUUGAGCAGAAUUUUAACAAAACAAAACUCUAAUGCAGCAGCUAAAGAAAAAGAAAUUAUAGAUACUACAAAAACAAAAUUAGUCGAAGACGACGUAACACCUACCAACACAAGUAAAAUAUUAACGGAUUUUUCUUUAGUCAAAGACAGCGCUGCUAAACUUAAUUUACUUAAAGAAUCUACAUCUGAUUCUUUGAUUGGUUGUUUAAGAAGACCUUCAAGAGGCGAACCAGAGGAUAAAAAUGAUUUUCUUAGAGAAAGACCUAUAUCAAUUGAUGACCCUUUUUCUUUUGAAAUUCGUAAUGUCUUAACAUCAAACGAUGAAUUUGAUAUUAAAAAUUUAAAAACACCGAGCAUUGAAUGCCUCGUAAAUAAACCAGAUUAUUACGGUUGGGAAAAUAAGGGGUUCUUAGCAAAAUGUGAUUUUCGAAGCAAUCUAAAUCGACAAGAAAUUUCGGAGGAUGAAUACAAAAAGAGAACCAACAUCAUUUGUCAUGAUUCGCAGCAUAGCAUAAGGAAUCAAAAUAAUUUAAAAGGAGACUGGUCCAGUUGCUCAUUUUCAGAGGAGUCGAAAAUAUCAGUCACACUUCCUUCAUCAGAAAUGAAGGACACUUCAUCAUUUGAUCGUCGCUACACUUCGGACGAUUAUAACUAUCCUAUGACGAAUUCCAGCAAAUAUAAUGAUUUUGUUAUAUCAAAGGCUAGUGAUAUAUGUAGUAAAAUAAUAGAUCGAAGUCCUAAAAUUAUCGAUAAUGUAAUAAAAACCGAAAAUAGUCAAUUUAGUGACUUUUCACACAAGGUUACAUCAUCUAUUAGUUUUACAUGUGAACCAUCAAUGGAAGACGAUUCUCCAAUGGGUGCAAAAAGUAAUUCUAGUGAUACAUUGUGUCAAAUUACUUCUUUAGAUCAAAUAUCUACACCUAUAUCACCAAAAACUUUUCCCAAUAGAGACACACCAAAUUUGCCUAAAGAUUCAACAGAAAAAAGUGACACUGUUAAACUAGAAUCAGACGAUACUUGCAGCGCCAUUACUUCUCUUCUAGAAACGGAUACAUUAUCUUCUUUGUCUUACCCUCGCAGUCCAUCGACUGGAUCUUACCAUCCUUUUCCGACGAGACCUGCUAUUCGUCUGCCAAAAGAUCUUGGAAUUAAACUAGGAAUGUAUCCUAAAGAAUCUUUUCCUUCUCCGCAGAAAUGAAUAUUUGCAUAUUGCCACUUUUACAUAGUAAUACCUUUACAGAAAUAAAUAUGUUAAUAUGUGUUUUAUAAGCAUUUGAAUUCAAAUGCGUUUGUUUUGUGAUGGUUUUCGAUUAAUUUACUGCUUUUUUUCGCAGACUGUUUUGUUAUGCAAUAAAAAUAUAUAUGCCAUAAAUAUAUUUUAUUAGAUAAAAUAAUUCAAAAUAAUGUUAAUAAGACUUGCUUUAUCAGCUUAUUUGGAAUACGAAAGAAUGCAUAUAAAUAAUUAAAUAUUUUAAAAUUGAUAAAAAUAAGCAAUUCGUAUUAUAUUUGAAGAAAUUAUUAUUAAGAAAACACUACGGAAAGUUGCCUUUAUCUUCGUUAUUUUGUAAAG
This is a messenger RNA of Danaus plexippus (monarch butterfly), 5132 nucleotides long. RefSeq lists its product as uncharacterized. The coding region runs from base 195 to 4760 and encodes 1521 amino acids. The record is from RefSeq and is a predicted model, not a curated record. Gene Ontology annotation, cellular component: endoplasmic reticulum. Lineage: Eukaryota; Metazoa; Arthropoda; Insecta; Lepidoptera; Nymphalidae. The transcript has 14 exons.